CAGCGGGAGACUGACGGGCGGUUUGGACCAGCGGGAAACUGUUCUUUCAGACAGGUUAGUUAAAUGUCAGUUACACGUACAGCUCCAGGAGGAGGCGGCAGCUGAUGAGAUGGAGCUGGACGAGGAGGAGGAGGAGGAGGGAGAGGAGGAGGACGUGGCAGCUGAGAAGGAGGCGCCGUCACAGACUGGACCCAAAUUCAACAUCCCCCAAGCUUUACGUUUUGAAGCACCCUUAGCCGACAUGCUGACGGAGCGACGGCACGUCGUCAGGAAGCAGUAUGAAGCCCUGCAACAGAAGAGAGCCCUGCAGGACACUACCUGCCAUCACCGUGACAACGCCAUGGACACGCCCAGCCCUCCUCAGGAGGCCCUCCCCCCCGUCCUGCUGCUGCAGAACCGCGUCCAACCCAUCCUCCACCUUGACUACACCCAGAAACAGCAGCUGCAGCAGCAGAUACAGCAGCAUGUGCAGCUGCUGACUCAGGUUCACCUGUUGUGUCGCCAUGUGGACGCAUUGCAGCACGAAGCCAGCAUCACUCAACACUAUCUGGAGGAGCUGCAGCAGUUCGCCCGCCGUCGGGAGCAGGUUUUCCUCCCGAGCAGUUUCAGAGUGUGUAACCUGAAGGAGGCUCUGGAUCUCAUUUCUGAGGUGGAGCAGAGAGCGCAGCCUCCUCGUGCUCCACCCACUCCUGCUGCCUCCAGACGCUGGCUCCCCAGGAUGACUCCUGCUACCAACAGUCUGGCCUUCCCUCUGCUGCCAGCCGACACCGCCUGGCUUCUCGCCACGCGUCCUGUCUUUUUGUACCCGGAGCUACUUCCUGUCUGCAGCCUGGACCCCGCCAUCCACCCCCGACACCCCCGCAGUGUUUACACUGCAGGAGAGGAGGGUCUGAUCGUUUUAGGUCUGAAGCACUUCGAAGGUACGAUCCAGAUGGACCAGCUGAUCAGCUCCUACCUGCUGUGCAAGUCACGGUGGAACUUCAGGAAGCACAUCAGAGAGAUGAGCGGGCCGAGGGCGCCGCACGGCAACCUCAUCAAGACGUUCCUGACGUCCAGAGUCGCCCCCCAGCUGCCGCUUGCCUGCAGCAGAGUUCAGCCGAGAGACCGCUGCCCCCCGGUGGACAGAACCACCAUCAACAUGCCCAACUGGCUCAAGUCAGCUGAUCAUCCAGAAGACGCGGGCGACUCCUUCUCCCUGUUAUCUCCCCUCUCUCCCAGAGCUUCCUGCCUUCCUAUUGGUGGGAGGAUUCAACAGGCCGUCCCCCUCCUCCUCCCCCACCCCUGUCUGGCCCACGCGGACCGCACCGAUCCCACAAUGCCUCGCUCUACUGACGCCGUGAACCCGGGGUACUUCUUCCUCCAGAUGGUGCGCGUGCCACAUGCUCCGCCCACUGUCAACGCCCAAGAGAUCUACAGACCAAUCAGAAAGGAGCAGAGGGAAAUGGAGAAGACUUCCACAACGCCACGCCUUCCACUGGAAGAAGAGAGACGGGAUGAGAGACAAAUGGAGGAAGGAGGUGGGGGCGAGAGGGACGAGGAUGAAGAAAAGGAUGAGGAGGAUCAGGACCGACAGGGCGAGGAUGAGGAGGAGGAGGAUUUUGAUGACCUCACGCAGGAUGAAGAUGAGGAGGAAGUGAUGUCAUCGGCUUCAGAGGAGUCGGUGCUGUCGGUCCCAGAGUUGCAGGAGACCAUGAAGCAGCUGACCUGGCUGGCAGCAGAGCGUCGUCUCUGUGCAGACGGCGACUCGGAGGAGGACAACUCGCCAACCUCUCCUGGCUCUCAGGAGGAGGAGGAAGAGGAGGAGGAGGAAGAAGAAGAGGAAGAGGAGGGGCCCAAAGAGGAAGAGUCUGGAGAAGGGAGGAGCAGGAAGCCAGGAAGAGAUGAAGAGACGCCAUCCGGCAACGGGACGCCCAGAGGAGGAGGCAGGUGUCCCGGACGAGGACGAGGGCGAAGCCGGCCUCUUCGCGGCCUGAGGAGAAGUCGCUCGGAGCGCCACAGCAAAGACGCCGCUAAGCUGCUGCAGCUGUACGACGAGAACCUCCUCAACAACGACCCGCACAGAGAGAGCAAAGACGUGGCGUUCGCCCAGAGCUACCUCAGCAGGGUGCGCGAGGCGCUGCAUGACCUACCUGGGCAGGUGGAGGAGUUUGUGUGUCUGCUGAACGGUUUUGAGCAGGUGGGAGACGGACAUGAGCUGACGUCGUUGUUCAGGAAGCUGCGCUGCGUCCUCGGAGAGCGGACGGACCUCCUACGAGACUUUGCCGCCUUCUUGCAUCCUCAGCAGGCGCUGCAGUGUGGGCUGUUUGAGGAGCAGCAGGCGUUUGAGCGCAGCCGCCGCUUCCUGCGGCAGCUGGAGAUCAGUUUUGGAGAUAAUCCGUCACAUUAUCAGAAGAUCAUCAAAGCGCUGCAGACCGGUCCAGACCUGAGUCCAAGCAGCAUCGACGAGCUAAAGGUUCAGAUGGCCGCGCUGUUAAAAGGCCACACCCAUCUACAAGCUGAAUUCUGGGUAUUUUUUGACGAGCUCCGCCCACCACCAGCUCGCCCGGGACAGUUUGAAGAAGCCCAUUGGCCGGAUGAAGGAGGGGGCGGGUCGGACAGCGGAGAGGGCGUCGGCCACGUGUCAGGUGGUGUAGCUGGCGGCGGCUUUGAGGAGGUGACGCUCCCGGAGCUGGAAGAUGAGGAGGAGGGGCACAAGAUCCAGCCAAUGACGGGUCGGCGCCGCCGGAGGAAGAUCGCCCCCCACAGGAACUACAAGGCCUCAGGGGGCGUGUCCAGAGCCAUGAAGAGUCUGGACCCUCUGUAUCCUCAGAUAGGCUCCACCCACGACGACCCAGGACCAAUCAAAGACCUGGAUCCGAAGGGGGACAACAACCGUCCUCAGCCAGAACAAAGCGCUGCAUCAUGGGAAGGUUCGCUCUCUCUCAUUGACGAGGAGCUGGAUGACAAAGGGGAGGAGGAAGAGAAGGUGAAGAGGAGCAGGACGGAGGAGGAGGAGGAGGUGGGGGUGGGAUUCAGCACCUCCUCCACUCUUCCUACCUCUCCCUCCGUCUCCUCCUCCAUCACAUCUCCUAUUUGCUCCUCCUCUGCUCCUCAUCGGCCUGCUCCUCCUCCCGACCUCCCGGUCUGCGCCAAGAACAUUUCCCUGUCAGCCAGCGGAGAGAAAGUCAUCCUGUGGACCAGAGAAGCUGAUCGAGUCAUUUUGACGACGUGUCAGCGCGAAGGAGCCAAUCAGGAGACGUUCCAGUCCGUCUCCACUCUGCUCAGCAACAAGACUCCGAGCGAGGUCUCUCGCCGGUUUCGGGAUUUGAUGCGUCUGUUUCGGACGGCGGCGCGCCAAACUGGCUCUGAGGACGAGGCUCCGCCCACUCAGCCAGGAACAGCCAAUGAGAAGGAAGACUGAUAUCAACCAAUCGGAAGAGCUUUUAAAAAACAUAUUCCCAGGUCUUUUAUUGUGAAAUUACCUGCAUGUUUUAUUGUACAUAAUAAAGUGUAAAUAUGAAAAUAUCAGAUUA
Messenger RNA from Gasterosteus aculeatus aculeatus (three-spined stickleback), 3512 nucleotides. Lineage: Eukaryota; Metazoa; Chordata; Actinopteri; Perciformes; Gasterosteidae. The record is from RefSeq and is a predicted model, not a curated record.